This is a messenger RNA of Pungitius pungitius (ninespine stickleback), 1301 nucleotides long. RefSeq names its product telomerase RNA component interacting RNase (gene trir). The transcript is spliced from 3 exons. Gene Ontology annotation, molecular function: 3'-5' exonuclease activity; 5'-3' exonuclease activity. The record is from RefSeq and is a predicted model, not a curated record. Bases 491 to 973 code for a protein of 160 amino acids. Lineage: Eukaryota; Metazoa; Chordata; Actinopteri; Perciformes; Gasterosteidae.
GCACAGAUGUGACGUCACCAGGCGGAAAUCAAAGAUGGCCGACAGCAAGCCUCAAACUGCUCAAGUUAGCGCAAAGCGUGUGUUAACCCGGAGAACCUCUUAGACGUUGCUGCAAGUAUUUUGACUUGGUGGUACACCUUUCUACCUUUGGGUUCGUCUCCCACAUGAAUUGGAGGUUCAAGUUGGCUUUGUUCGUCUGUAACGGACUCACUAAAUUGGACAAUAGUCCGCCGCGUUAGCCGCGUUAGCCGGCGGAGCAGCGCCUGCAUUUGUUUUUGUCUGGAGGGUGUGAUCUAACAUCGAGAAGCCUUUUUACUUCACCUUUUUCUUUAGCGAAUUGGACUGUAACUUUUCACCUGGACUGCGUCUGUUUGUACCGCGGGUGGGAUCCAGCUCGCGGUGUUGUUCAUCCGAGGCCAACUUGGCAACAAAGCCGCACUUUGCGGACAACGGACCCGACUCGACUCGAGCCUCCGGACCACCGAGCAGCAUGGAUCCGAAGCGCGAACGCUGCAAAGCUCAGGCGAGCAGCAGCAGCAGCAGCAGCAGCGACUCGAGCUGCGGCAGCCCGGCGUCCCCCUCCGGCAGCCCGGCUCCGGGGACCGGAAGCCUCGCGGCGGGGCCCGCGGGCAACGCGUUCGCCAACGACGGCAGCUUCAUGGAGAUGUUCAAGAAGAAGAUGGAGGCUGAGGCGAAGAGGAAAAAAGAUACGCAGCAAACUGGUGGCGAGGCGAGAGCCACCGAGCAAGGACAGACACCCGUGGAAAAGAAGCCCCCUCCCGUGACCAGCUUUGUGGGAAAGCGCAGAGGCGGCGUGUUCCUAAAGACCGGCAUGGUUGCAAAGAAGCAGAAAGACGAAACCGAAAGCAAGCCGGGCAAGAGCGAUGCCUGGUCAAAGUAUAUGGCCGAGGUAAAAAAGUACAAAGCCCACGAGUGUGGGGACGACGAUAAGACCAGGCCUCUGGUCAAGUAGGGUUCCAACAAAGUGUGUGCAAGGUGGACGACCUUCUGGGAGAAGCUCUGGGACGGCCGGCCAAUCCUGGACCUUCUCGUGCUGCCAGUUGUAGUCACGCUUUGCAUAACGUACGCUUCUCUAACUGCGUAGAUCGACUGGCCCUUUUUGUUUUAUAUUUUUGUUUUGCUUAUUAUUUGUUGGGACUCUGAUCUGAUGUCAAAGAGGUGUUUUUUGGUAAUUUGGCAUUCAUUAAAAUGUUUUCUAAUUUGUCAUGUUAGGGUUCAUUAGCAGUUGGAUUUGAUUAAAUAGCCAAACCGUUGUCCAUUAAAUCUACACUGCCCAUUAA